Durotheca rogersii is the source of this 1819-nucleotide messenger RNA. Its product is annotated as cyclin. Bases 543 to 1751 code for a protein of 402 amino acids. The record is from RefSeq and is a predicted model, not a curated record. Gene Ontology annotation, cellular component: nucleus; cyclin-dependent protein kinase holoenzyme complex. Lineage: Eukaryota; Fungi; Ascomycota; Sordariomycetes; Xylariales; Xylariaceae. Gene Ontology annotation, biological process: regulation of cyclin-dependent protein serine/threonine kinase activity. Gene Ontology annotation, molecular function: protein kinase binding; cyclin-dependent protein serine/threonine kinase regulator activity. The transcript has a single exon.
UUCGCGCUCAGCCUCGACCGGGCCUCGCAUUGCACACGACAUCGAUACGUACUCAUUUACAAUAGAUUAAUCCGUUGUGGGAAUUGCCCCGUGGUUCCUGGGUGUCGCCUGCGCAGUCAGUCCUGGGAAUUGAUAUGACCGUCGGCUUCGCCUCGUGAUACGCACACGCAUACACACCCGCACACCCCACCCCCUGCACGGCGUAUUGAUACGCCCCUACAUCCUACCGCUCCUACACCUACCGUUGGAUAGUAUAUUAUUUCGAGCGGCUCGUUCCCAACAUCCUCGCUUCUCCAGAUAUCGCUUGCUUUUUUAUUCAGGUCUCUGUAUAACCUGUCCUAAUAUUCCUUUUCCCCUCCGGGUUAUAGCUGUCCCUGCUGGUCCGGUUGGAUUUUACCUUAACUCUCUCUUCCUGGACCCACCUAUCUCUCUCUCUCUCUCUCUGACUUACACGCACAACCAACCACCUCAUCCCGCACUCGCUCACACAUAACGCCCACACCUACUACACACAUACGCACACACCCACACAUACGCACAUAAUGGCUUCGACAAGAUCAGGCGUCCCCAUGAGCGAGCUCAACGCCGCCGCCCUCGAGCAGUUCAUCUUCCGGAGAGUCGACCGGUCCAUGAUCGCGCAUCUGGCACGCGCAGCGCGGGAGGUUAUUCAGUGCGACCCGAACAUGAUGCCCCCCCCGGCCCACACCCCGUCGCAACAACCCUCGCCACCUCGAACCCCCUCCCCGAAAGCUGUGACGUCCGACGACAGCGGCCUGCCGACGCUGGAGGAGUUCAUCACGAGACUGGUCCGUUCUUCUAACGUGCAGGUGCCGACGCUGAUGUCGACUCUGGUCUACCUCACCCGCCUCAAGUCGCGAUUGAUGCCCAUGGCCAAGGGCCUGCGAUGCACCACCCACCGCAUCUUCCUGGCCGCCCUCAUCCUCUCGGCCAAGUACCUCAACGACAGCUCUCCCAAGAACAAGCACUGGGCCACCUACAGCCACAUGAGCACCGAGACCUUCACCUUCGGCUUCAGCCGCACCGAGGUCAACCUGAUGGAGAAGCAGCUGCUGUUCCUGCUCGAGUGGGACUUGCGCAUCACCGAAGAGGACCUCUACCGCGAGUUCGACGCCUUCCUGACCCCCAUCCGCGACGAGGUGGAGUCGGAGUACAUCCGCCGCCAGCAGCGGAAGGAGCGCCUGCGCAAGCAGCACGAGGCGGAGGAGUGGACCGUCCCUCAGUUCCCGACGCCGCCGAGCUCCCGCGGCAGCUCGCGCUCGGAGUCGCGGGCGGCGGCCUCGCCCUACGAGACGAUCCGCGCGGUGCACGACGACGCGUCGCCGACGCCGGGCCUCGUCUUCAGCUCGUCGGCCAGCUCGAGCAGCGGGUCGUCGUACACGUCGUCGCGGUCGUCGACGCCGCUCUCGGACCCGGACGACGUGUGCCUGUCCAUCGCCGACGGCUACCCGUCCGACAGCUCCUCCUCCUUCGACAUCGUCCUCGACGUGCCGCCGCCCGUCAUCGCCGUCGGCACCAACACCAGCGGCAGCAAGGCCGUCGCGUACCGCCAGUACUACCAGACCCACCACUACCUGCGCGGCCCCGCCUCGGCCAAGACCAGCCGGACGAGGCUGCCGUACGAAGUCAGCCCCGACGACCUGCGCGCCAUCCAGGACGGCACCAUCAAGGCCAAGCGCCCCCGGACCGGCCGCAGCGUGUGGGGACGCGUGUUCGGCGCCAUGUCCGCCUAGGCCCCUCGCACAUUCGCUCAGCCACCUACACCUUUUUCUAUGUCUGCAGCAUACAACGAUUUUUUUUU